Cetraspora pellucida is the source of this 307-nucleotide messenger RNA. Lineage: Eukaryota; Fungi; Glomeromycota; Glomeromycetes; Diversisporales; Gigasporaceae. The record is from the annotation of a GenBank genome assembly.
AUGAAUCAAUUACCAACAGAAAUAUUAAAUAAAAUUAUUAUCUUUAAUAAAAAUAAUAUAAAAGAUCUAUUAUCUUUAAUAUUUGUUUCAAGAACAAUAUGUAUCCAUGCAAUACCAUUUCUAUGGGAUGAAUACUUUAAAUAUUCUGAUCAUUCAAAAACUCUGCAUAUUUUAUACAACGAAUUACCAGAAAAUGAACAAGAAUAUAUUAAAAAUAAUAGCCAAGAUAUAGUUGAUUAUGAUACUUCAUAUCCUAUGGAUUACAUGUUUGAAACUUGGAAAUAUCAUCAUUUUUCGAUUGAAUGGU